AUGGCUCCCCCUUGGCCCCCCAACGGGACGUGGCCGGGGGCGGCGGAGCAAGCGGGUUCGGGGGGCAACGGCACCAAUUGCUCUGGGACGGAAAGCAGCCUCAGCCGGCAGGGGGCGCUCGGAGCUGCCCUCAGCCUGGCUGUACUGGUGACGGUAGCCGGCAACCUGCUGGUGGUGGUGGCCAUUGCUAAGACCCCCCGCCUGCAGACCAUGACCAACAUCUUCAUCACUUCCCUAGCCUGUGCCGACCUCAUCAUGGGGCUUUUGGUGGUGCCUCCAGGGGCCACCCUGGUCCUGAGCGGCCACUGGUUAUAUGGCACUACUCUCUGUGAGCUGUGGACCUCGCUGGAUGUGCUGUGUGUGACGGCCAGCAUCGAGACCUUGUGUGUCAUUGCGGUGGACCGAUACCUGGCUAUCACAGCCCCGCUGAAGUAUGAGAUGCUAAUGACCAAGAACCGAGCACGGGGAGUGGUGUGCCUGGUGUGGGCUGUGGCUGCCUUCAUCUCCUUCUUGCCCAUCAUGAACCACUGGUGGAGGGAUGGGGCGGAUGUGGAAGCCCUGCGCUGUUACAAGGAUCCUCUAUGCUGUGACUUUGUCACCAACAUGCCCUAUGCCAUCUUGUCUUCCAUCAUCUCUUUCUACGUGCCUCUGUUGGUCAUGAUUUUUGUCUAUGCCCGGGUCUUUGCCAUUGCGACCAGGCAACUUCAUGUCAUUGAAAAGGACAAGGGGAGGUUCCUUCAGGAUUCAUCCAAGGGUUUCCGACGAAGGAGGCCCUCCCGUCUCCUGCUUGCCAUCAAAGAGCACAAAGCCCUGAAGACUUUGGGCAUCAUCAUUGGUGUCUUCACUCUCUGUUGGUUGCCCUUCUUUGUGGCCAACAUCAUCAAGGUCUUUGCAAGAUCCAUCGUCCCUGAUCCACUUUUUCGCUUCUUCAACUGGCUGGGCUAUGUCAACUCAGCUUUCAACCCCAUCAUUUACUGCCGCAGUCCUGACUUCAGGUGUGCCUUCAAAAAACUCUUGAGUUGCCCAAGGAGAACUGAUUCCCAGUUUCAUGCUUUCUCCAAGGAUCUGCAGAGAUGCCUCUGUGCCUUCAGCUCUGGGGAGAGCAAGUCGAUUGCUACAGUUUCCAGAGAGGAGGAAGAAGAGGAGGACUUGGCCACUGGUAGCACUAGCAGUGGCUCAAGUAACAGGACCGAGGAUAAAAAGCAUUUGUAUCUGCCCAACAAUGGGCACAGUUUUACACAGCGUCCCCUGGGGGAAACUCAGCUCCAAGGCACCCAGAUUACUUUGUGUCCACAGCUGGAAGAGUAG
Messenger RNA from Thamnophis elegans (Western terrestrial garter snake), 1308 nucleotides. RefSeq names its product adrenoceptor beta 3 (gene ADRB3). Gene Ontology annotation, cellular component: membrane. Gene Ontology annotation, biological process: norepinephrine-epinephrine-mediated vasodilation involved in regulation of systemic arterial blood pressure; adenylate cyclase-activating adrenergic receptor signaling pathway. The transcript has a single exon. The coding region runs from base 1 to 1308 and encodes 435 amino acids. Lineage: Eukaryota; Metazoa; Chordata; Lepidosauria; Squamata; Natricidae. The record is from RefSeq and is a predicted model, not a curated record. Gene Ontology annotation, molecular function: norepinephrine binding; epinephrine binding; beta3-adrenergic receptor activity.